Gongylonema pulchrum is the source of this 357-nucleotide messenger RNA. Lineage: Eukaryota; Metazoa; Nematoda; Chromadorea; Rhabditida; Gongylonematidae. The record is from the annotation of a GenBank genome assembly.
AUGUCCGGUUUGUCGAAGGUAUGGUCAUAUAAUCCGGUCAGUAGUAUCAUUCAUUGGUUGCGCAGUUUGGCUUGGAGUGGUUUAGUAAUUGCUGAUAUGGGUUGUGGCGAUGCGAAGAUCUCCAAAGCGAUGUCUUCUCUGGCCACUGUUCAUUCAUUUGAUCUGGUGCCACUGGAAAGUGGAUCGGUGGAUAUUGUUGUUUUUUGCCUGUCGCUGAUGGGAACAGAUUUACAUGAAUACUUUCGAGAAGCAAAUCGAUUGCUCAAAAACGGGUGCGUUUUUAAAUCCUCACUGUGUUUUAACAAAUUUUACACCGGUCAAGAGAUUCUCUAUAUUCAUUUUUUUUCCUCAAGAUGA